AUGCUGAGCGCCUGGUGCGCCGAUGCCGCGACGUCCACCACCGCCUGCACCUCCUUUGACCUGGGCACGCUCGCGCAAAUGAACGGUGGUGCCACGAGUGGCGCGCCCUCCGCCACGGCCCUGCGCAAACGUGUGCUGGAACGCAUAUCCACUGCCCUACAAGGGGAGGAGGCGGGAGUGAGGGAGCUGGCCACCGCCGUGGCGAGGUUCUUCGAAGACAGCGACGUCGUCCUACUCGGGUAUAAGAUAGGGGACGUCGUGAGUGACCUGCUUGAGCACCCACACAGCGACAUGGCCGCCGUCGGGGUGGAGCUGUGGCUGGGCAGCAAGCGGCUGCAGGACUCCAAAGGGAAGAAGAGCGCAGGAGACGGCGGCGGCGUCGGCGGCGUCGGGAGCAACAACACGUACGCGGGCCUCUGCAAGAAGGUGUUGGGCCUGUUGGACAGGCACGACGACUGGGCCACGAAGCGGCUGGUGCUGAGCCAGCGCACCUUCUUGGCCAUCCCGUCCCUUGCCCAGUUCUCGCGCCCCCUGCUCGAGGCCUAUUUCGAGCGGUUCUUGCAAGCGUGCAGUGCGAGCGCCAUGGAGCCACAGCUGGCCCGGUUGAGCGUGGAGUUCCUUCGGUCUCUGUGCAAAAUCUGCGAGCACCUGUGUGACAUAGCCAAUCGAGUGAAUGUGAGGGUCGUGCCGACGCCCGCACACCAUAGCCUCGUCCACACGACUCUGGCCAUCAUGGAGGGGUCGACGGACGAGGAGCUCGUCACAAGCGCGAUGAACCUAUUUUACUGUGGCUGGAAGGUGGAUCGGGCGUGCACGCCAACUCACUCAAGAUUCUGGAACGAAUCGAACAUCAGCACCACCCUCGACAGGCUCUACAAGGUGUUGGUGCGGCACGCGCAGUAUUACGACGGGGGCGUGGCGAGCUUGUUCGACCAGUGCGCGCGGUUCGUCGUGUUGUCGGACCGAUGGCGCAACCAACUGGCGCAGCUGCCAGCCGAUGUGCAACACGCCAUGCUCGAUGUGAUCGCGGCCGAUCCAGCACAUGCCAGGCACAAUGGCCAAGGGGCGAGUUGGCUGGACGGCGGCUCCGGUGCCAGCACGCUGCGCAACCGGCGGCGUGAGGUGGCCAAGCAGUGUCUGGUCCUACUUGGGACGACGUGGACCGAUGUGGAGGAGACUGCAAUGCUCAAUCUGCUCACAUCAGAAACGGGAGCCUUCCUCUUGGGUGCUGUUAUGGGAGACCUGGGACUCGACUCGCUUCUGCGCAUGCUUGAUGACCCUUCUAUCAGCUCCUACGGCCAGACGCCCCGCCUGCUCUUCCGCCGCGCCCACCCCGAGAAGGUGUGGCGGGAGCCCGAGCCCACCGUCUACUCGCACCCGCACCAGCUGUGGUCCUACCCGCUCCUGGUCUGCACCUUCGAGAUACACCGCAUCGACCUCGUCGACGGCCAGCCCAUCCCCCAGCGCGCCAAGCGGGCGCGCGUGCGGUACACGGCUUGCCUGGCGUGCAGUCGGCUCUACAUGCCACUCAAGGCCAACCACCUGCUCUACGCGGCGUUGGGCGGCCUCGUGCGCAACCUGCGCGACAGCUCCAAUCGCGGGGUGCAGCACGCCGCAGCGCAAGCGCUCACCGGCCUCUUGAGCACCCAGAAUCCUGUGGCAGAUCGGGACCAGCUCGACGCGGAGGUCGAGAAGGUGGUCGAAGCGUGUGCGCACGCCAUUCGAGACCAGCAAGCAAUGGGGGACGAGCCAAUCGCGAGUAUAGUGAGACUACUCGCCAUUGACGGCAUUUUCAGCGGCUGGGUUGUCGGAUCGUUCCACAAGGAGAUGUUAGGAACGACUUUCGAUCAGCGGGUGGCGGAGAAGAACAAGGCGCGCAUCGAGCGCUAUCUGCCCCUCAUGCUCGACACCAUCGCCACCUGCGCCCACGCGCUGCCCCUCCAGAUCUUCUUCCUCUUCGUACACCGCGCCAUGCCUGUCUUGAGGGACGAUUUGAAGGCGCUCGUGGUGAACAAGUGCUACCGACUGCUGCGUUCGGCGAGCGCUCGGCCGCAGUCGCCCGGCGAUUCGUAUUGCGCGUUACGGGCGGCGCUGCUCAUCAUCGUGUGCGAGGUGGGAGCUGCACCGCUUCCGCCCUCGAUCACCGCCGAAGACCUGACCGACACUCUCCACGAGUCGAUCGAAGAAUGCACACGCGACGGCCAACAGCUUCCCGCCACCAAGACCACCCAAGGGCCGUGGGAAGCCAACAUGCAUGCCAAGCACUUCUUGGAGCACCUGGCCAACACCUCGCCUCUGGUACUGGCGCCGCACGUGGAGCAGGUGCUCACCAUCGUGCACGAAUCGUGGCAGCAGAAGCCCUAUCUCAGCCUCGCCCUCCUCGCCGCCCUCGCUGUGCUGAUGCUUCAGUUCCCGGGGAGGACGCGCGAGUUCAUGGAGACCAAGCUGCUGCCGCACAUCAUCAAGCAGGACACGCUCAACGACUGCCCGUCGCCGCUGCUCAUCAUGGCGGCUGCCCAUGCGCCGGUCAUCGCCGCUGCGCCGGGCGCGUUCACCGCGCGGUCGGUGGUGAUGGCCGUGCGCAUGCUGCCGCAGCUCCUGCGCCCGAGCGCCUGGGGCGGCGCCAACCGUGCGCACUACCGCGAGGCCGCAGUGCGCGGCGGCGUCCACCUCCUCACCGCACUGCUCGACGAAAACGAAACGAAAGCGAAAGCGCCGUCUUCAGCGAAGGUGAGCAAGGAGCAGGCCGUGAUGAUGGUCGAGGCCCUGGUCGGGCUGGCCAAGCAGCAGCUGUCGACCACCACCGACCAUGCCAGUGGCCAGGGCGACGGCGAAGAAGAGGAGGCGAAGAAUCGGGGCCGGGAGGUGUCGGCCUUGCGCGACGUGGCCCGUCAACUGGUGGCCCACAUCCUGCCGCCGCCGCUACCGUCGAUUGAUGAGGACCUGACGGCCGAAGACGAAGGGUGGAGAGGUGCGCUGCGUGGGGUACUCUCGGGCGCUCCGGCGCAGGUCAUCGACGACCUGGGCCUGGCUUGCUUGCUCGACGCCUGCGUGCAAGUGUAA
Messenger RNA from Acanthamoeba castellanii str. Neff, 3063 nucleotides. RefSeq lists its product as uncharacterized. The transcript has 19 exons. The record is from RefSeq and is a predicted model, not a curated record. The coding region runs from base 1 to 3063 and encodes 1020 amino acids. NCBI's taxonomy places the organism in Eukaryota, Discosea, Longamoebia, Acanthamoebidae.